ACAGCUGUUUGCUUCGCUUCGCUUGUUUGGCUGGAACCCCGGCCCGUUCGAGCUCUCAUAAUGAGUGACCUAAUCUUAAAAUAGAAUUUAUAUUUUUACUUUAAAUAUAGGCUUCACGAAGAUUUAAUUAACAGUCCAGAGUUCGAACUAAACAUUCUGAAUAAAAUGGGCAACCGCACGAAGGUACAAGAAAUGUACUCUCUGAUCAAAAAAAUGUUUACCUGGUCAUAUGCAAAGGGAUUAAUUCUUAAUCCAGCACAGUUACCGAUUGUCGCCUUUCUGAUCAUCCUUGGAGAGCUCAUUAUGAACGUGUUAAUAGUGGAAAGAGUGCCAUAUACAGAGAUUGAUUGGAAAGCAUACAUGCAGGAAUGUGAAGGAUUUUUGAAUGGAACUUUGGAUUACAACAAACUUCGUGGGGACACCGGGCCUCUUGUUUACCCUGCAGGUUUUGUCUACAUAUAUUCCAUCUUCUAUUUUCUUACUAAUCAAGGUGAAAACAUCAGACUAGCCCAGUAUGUGUUCAUUGCUAUUUAUUUAUUACAAUUGUACUUUGUACUAAAAAUUUACAUAAAAACUAAAAAAGUACCACCAUAUGUUCUUGUUAUUACCAUACUAACUUCAUAUAGGAUUCAUUCAAUAUAUGUAUUACGCCUGUUCAAUGAUCCUAUAGCUGUGUUAUUUUUAUAUAUUUCACUUAAUUUCUUUAUGGAUGGAAAAUGGUAUUUAGGAAGCAUUUUCUACAGUUUGGGCGUAUCUGUUAAAAUGAAUAUUCUUCUAUAUGCCCCUGCUUUGUUCUUCUUUUAUUUGGUCAAUUUAGGUUUAAAAGAUACCAUUAAACAACUUUUUGUUUGUGGUUUAUUACAGCUUGUUUUGGGUCUGCCCUUCCUAAUAGGCAACCCUGUUGCUUAUUUAAAAGGAAGUUUUGAUAUAGGUCGUGUUUUUAAUCACACAUGGACUGUCAAUUAUAGAUUCCUAGAAGUUGACUUUUUUGAAAACCAAUGUUUCCAUUUGACUCUGCUUGGUAUUCACAUUUUGUUGCUAUUUAUAUUUUUACCAAUGUGUGUACAAUACUUUAAAAGCUAUUGUAGACUUAAAUAUGUUCAGAAACAAGUUCAACCUCAAAUUGAUGCCAAGAAUAAAGAAAAUAAAAGAAAAAUUAAUCAAAUAAAAGAUGCAAAACGAAAGACUGCUAACAAGAUCGACAACAGAGAGGAAAAGUUGACAAAAGAACAGGAAGACUUCUUAGGGUCAUUUGAAGCAAUGUUAAAAAAGUCAUCUCAAAAGACAGGAAAGAAGACUGUGGUGAAACGGGAACUAGAUACUAGUCAGAAUCCACACUAUAGUAUAAACUUUGACAUUUUGUCACAACUGUUUAUAUUACCAAUGUUUAUCAUUAAUUUUAUUGGUAUUGUAUGUGCCCGAAGUUUGCAUUAUCAAUUCUAUUCUUGGUAUUUUCAUAGUCUUCCAUAUUUGCUUUGGUCAUGUAACUACUCUGUAAUAGUAAGAUUUUUAAUUUUGGCACUUAUUGAAAUGUGCUGGAAUACUUACCCCAGUACCAAUUUCACUAGUGUUAUAUUGCAUAUUUGUCAUUUGAGUAUAUUAUUUGGUAUUUAUAAAAAAAUAUCUGCUGAAUUAAGCAUAGCAUCUAAAGUGCAAUGAACAUUCAAGCACUUGCCUGCAAGAUACUUAUAAUGCAAGACUUGAUUAUUUUUUUAUCUACAAAAAAGGAUUAUAAUUAGUACAUACUUUUGUUCUUCUGUAAGAAAGUAGAUAUGUACCUACUAUAGUGAUUUUCAAAGAAGCAA
Plodia interpunctella (Indianmeal moth) is the source of this 1805-nucleotide messenger RNA. It is a transcript of the gene Alg3, whose product is annotated as ALG3, alpha-1,3- mannosyltransferase. The coding region runs from base 166 to 1659 and encodes 497 amino acids. Gene Ontology annotation, molecular function: dol-P-Man:Man(5)GlcNAc(2)-PP-Dol alpha-1,3-mannosyltransferase activity. The record is from RefSeq and is a predicted model, not a curated record. The transcript has a single exon. Gene Ontology annotation, cellular component: endoplasmic reticulum. NCBI's taxonomy places the organism in Eukaryota, Metazoa, Arthropoda, Insecta, Lepidoptera, Pyralidae.